Molecule: messenger RNA, 1083 nt
Organism: Microthlaspi erraticum
Lineage: Eukaryota; Viridiplantae; Streptophyta; Magnoliopsida; Brassicales; Brassicaceae
Source: the annotation of a GenBank genome assembly
AUGGCCGCGACAUCGAACUCCGGCGAAGAUCCGACUCCUUCUUCUACGAAUCGGCCUUUCUCGGUUUCUGAGCCUCCUCCGAACGCACAAUCGCCGCAAAUUCCACCUCACUGGGAUGAGUCCUACUCUCAAAUCACUCAGAAAGUUCAGAAAAGUAGAAAGAAUCAUCGUAUCCAGCUUGGAUCAUCCAUUUCAAACAUGCCUGGAGAAACCAUUGAUAUAGCUAAAGUGAUGGUGAAACAAGAAUCUCCGCAAGACAGUAAACGUGGAAUCAAGUCAAAGGUUGCUAAACAGUUAAAAUCUGGGAAGCGAAUGGCAAACACAGAAGCACACAAUGGUGGCCCAAAUGGAACUAAUAACUGCCGUUAUGAUAGUUCUUUAGGGUUGUUGACAAAGAAGUUCGUCAAUUUGAUCCGAGAAGCUGAGGAUGGAUCACUUGACCUCAACUAUUGUGCAGAUGUUUUGGAGGUACAAAAAAGAAGGAUCUAUGAUAUUACAAAUGUCCUUGAAGGAAUUGGAUUGAUAGAGAAAACUACAAAGAACCAUAUCCGCUGGAAGGGUGCUGACAAUCUUGGACAGAACGGCUUGGGAGAUCAAAUUUCUAGGCUUAAGUCAGAAGUAGAAAGUAUGCAAUCUGAGGAAAGCAGGUUGGAUGAUCUUAUAAGGGAAAGACAAGAAGCUUUAAGAUCCUUGGAGGAAGAUGAAUAUUGUAAAAGGUACAUGUUUAUGACUGAAGAAGAUAUAACAAGCAUCCCACGCUUUCAGAACCAGACACUACUGGCGAUUAAAGCUCCUACGGCUAGUUACAUCGAAGUUCCAGAUCCUGAUGAGGUGAUGACUUUUCCGCAAAGACAAUACCGGAUGUUGAUUAGGAGUAGAAUGGGACCGAUCGAUGUCUAUCUGUUAAGCAAAUACAAAAGAGACAGUGGAGAAACAAGCGAGUCUGAUCAAAACCCACAAAGUGGAGUGGACACUCCUUCCAUGAAAAUAGUAACUUCAGAUACUGAUUUAAAAACAGAUUACUGGUUCGAGUCAGAAGCAGAAGUGAGCCUCACUGAUUUAUGGAACAACAACUUUUCCUGA